Phodopus roborovskii (desert hamster) is the source of this 1002-nucleotide messenger RNA. RefSeq names its product chitinase acidic (gene Chia). The record is from RefSeq and is a predicted model, not a curated record. Lineage: Eukaryota; Metazoa; Chordata; Mammalia; Rodentia; Cricetidae. Gene Ontology annotation, molecular function: chitin binding; chitinase activity. Gene Ontology annotation, cellular component: extracellular region. Gene Ontology annotation, biological process: carbohydrate metabolic process; chitin catabolic process.
AUGGGUAAAGAGGAACAGAGCCUACACCUCACCGGCCCAUGGCAUAGUGAUGGUGACACAGGCAGUGACAUGAGCAUGGAAAAGCUGGCCUCGCCCCUCACCAGCCCACAACACUGUUGUGCGGGUGGUGCCGGGGUGGCUCUGGCCAUGGCAAGGCUCUCCUCUGUUGAUAGAUUCUGGUAUUCCUCCUACCAGCUGAUGUGCUACUAUAACAAUGUAGCCCAGACCAGGCCAAGACUGAGAAGUUUCAGUCCUGCUGAUAUUGACCCUUGCCUGUGUACUCACCUCAAGUGUCUAGUUAGUAUGUGGAACAAGAUCACCAUGAAAAGCAUAAAUGACUUGAUUGACUACCAAACUUUAAAUAUCCUAAAAGGCAGGAAAACCCAGCUGAAAACCCUCCUGGCCAUUGGAGGCUGGGACUUUGGACUUGCCCCAGAAGUUCUCUCUAGAAAACCACUUUAACAUGGACUCCACUCCUCACAGACUUUCAUUAACUCAGCCAUCAAAUUCCUGUGUCAGUACGGGUUUCAUUGGCUGAACCUAAACUGGCAGUCCUCUGAGUCUCAUGGGAGCCCUGCUAAGGACAAGCAUCUCUUUGCCAUCCUUGUGAAGGUGAGGAAAGCAGGAAAAGCCAGAAGUAUCUUCAAGCAAUAGCCCCAGUUGAUGAUCUCUGUCACAAUGUCUGGUGUCAUCCUCACCAUCCAGUCUGGCUAUGAGACCCCCCAACUGUCACAUUACCUAGACUACAUCCAGGUCAUGACUUACAAUCUCGAUGGCUCCCACUUUACAAAUCCCCUUCAAAACAGUCCCCUUUACAAAUCCCUAAAUGACACUGGUACCAACACCUUCCUCAAUGUGGAUUACAUUGUGACCUACUGGGAUGAGGAUGGAGCCGCUCCUGAGAAGAUCACUGCUGGAUUCCCAGGCUAUAGACAAACCUUCACCCUGAGUGACCCCUCCACCACUGGAAUCUGUGCCUCUACAUUAGUGCUGGUGCACUAG